UCUAGGACGUGCAAAUAUGAAUUGAAUCCUCGAAUCAGGCUUCGUAUGAGUUUCUGCUGGAUUUAUGUGUACUGGGAAAUACAGUAACUUCCAGUUUCACUCGUCUUCAGUUGAAACAUGUGACUCCAACUCUUCAAAUGAAGAAGUAACAAAGCUGGGACAGGAUUAUACUUCUAAAUAUUCAUACCCAUGUCGCUGGGAUCAACUUCCGUCAAACAAACAUAUCUUCGCCAAUUAUAACUUCCCAUCUAAAUUAAUCUACAGAAACUUGCAGCCUGAGUAUUGGUGGAGUCAGUAUUCAACUAGUUUGAAAGAUAAAUGUCUGAAAAAUCGUUGGUUGUCUUACAUUGGGCAAUGUGAUGAAAGAUAUGACUUAACAGAGUAUCAACUGAUACGUGAAAUUAUCUGGGUCCUGCUUGGUGCCAGGCGGAGCUUUGUUAUGCAAUUAUGUGAAAACCAAGUGGUAGAUAUUUGUUGCAAACCACAUUUUGUAUCUGUUAGCCAUUUAUCUUAUAGUGCUCUUGAUUCAUUGCUACGGAAGUUCGUUGAUUGGAAUAAUCAUAUACUAUUCAUCAGACUUGUAGUCCAUUUUGUAGUCAACAGAAUGGACUGCAUAUCUCAUGCUUGCGCCUUUUCUUUUGCCAGUUGCUUGAAUGGAUUUUUGUCUCAACUUGAUGAGUUCUUGCAUGCGAUGGAAAGUAAAAGCCGUAAUCCAGGCAUUUCCACUAUGAUCAGUCUUUAUCACUGUUUGAUCCCUUGGUGUAACCGUGUUAAGAUACUGUCGAAAAUCAUAAAAGAUGUCAUUAAAAACGACCUUGAUAACUUACGAGAUACAAGUACGAUCACAACUUUGCUGGAUGCACUACAUCAUACUUCAGAUUUACUAGAAGACUGUGGUUUUGACCAGUACAUCGUCCAAUUACUACGUUCUAUGUUCAUCAUCACAUUUCAUCCAUUCAUUUCUUCACUAGUCCAGCUGUUUUCAGGGUCUGCGACUUUCACCGACCCAUUGGUAAAAUUGUUCGCUGAUAUAAAUUUUAAUAUACCACCUAAUGAUCCAAAAUUCUGGUCUGAUGCCAUUAAGCCGCGAAACAAUGUGUUAGGCUCAUCCCACGUACCGUAUAUGUUUCUUCCUAUUAUGGAUGAGGUAGUCGAUGGUCUUAAAACUAUCUUCUUACUCAUUGCGGUCUGUGAAAAAAUUGGGGACUACUCCUUCCUCGAAACAGUUGAUUCAAACUCUAUUUGUAUCUCUUUGGAUUCUCUCUUAAGCGAACAACAUUUUUGUCUUGAACUCAACCACCAAGAAUCCUAUACCUCGAAAAAUUGUUACAAAAUUGAUGAAUCAAGGACCACACUCAAAUCCUUGGAGUCACAACUAAAACGUUUUGUUUGUAAACGAAGAAUGUCAAUUAAUCAACAGUUGUUGAAGUUAUUGCUUCUCUCACAUAUGCGUAGGCGAACUGUAGGAAACUGCCUAGCUGUUGCGGGAGCAGUGUAUCUUUUCGGUGCUGGUGAUAAUAUGAACGAUUUCGCUCGCCAGUGUUUCAGGAAUAUUGCAUUUUCAAGAUCCAAGAAGCUGAACCUUGCUGAGCUCACCACUAAUCUACAGAGUCAGUUAAGUGGUACUUUCAGGAACCGUCAUGUAUCUCAUUCACUCCUGCUUCUAGAGUCUCCUUUCUUCACAUUUGAUCUUCAUAUGGAUCAACCAGUUGAUGAUCGACCUAUGGAACUGACUUUUGAUGUGAUUGGUAAUUUAAGACUUAAUUAUCAUCUGGACUGGCCAGCGAAUAUCAUUUUGGAUGAAAACAGUAUUGGAAUUUAUAACGAUGUCUUCAUUUUCUUGCUUCAGAUUAAAUACGUUAAAUGGAGUCUUGAAAACUUACAGUUCAGCACUCCAGAGAAAAGAGUUUCAACUUGUUUCCCCAUCAACCACUGUCUUAUCAUAUUACGUAUAAAAAUGUUGUUUAUCUUCACAAGCCUACAUGAUUUCUUGGCACACAGAAUUGAAGCUAUCCGAACUCGAUUUUCAUCUAAGUGGUGUCUUCCUGAAUUUUAUUCUACUACAUCUAUCAAUCACAAUAUCCCCGAAACAAAUACUUUCUCUGAUCUUGUGCAAGAUCAUAAAAAUUUGCUCAAUGAAUUACAGUCCGUGUGCCUAUUAACCGAAUCUACUUCGCUUCUUUUUACAGAGACAUAUAACCUUUGCAAUAUGGGCCUUCAGCUACGAGAAUUAUGGUUAAAGAGCCUUUUAUCUCCAAACUAUGAAACUUCACGUUUUACAGUAAAAAUUGAGUUUCUUUCUGAGCAAUUUGACAAUCAUGUACAGUUCUUUUCGACAAUGCUAACACGCGCAGUACGUUUGAGUACUGCUAAACAGCUUUUGUACCUGUCAAGUUCUUUUAAAACUGCGGCCUCGUUUCCUACAAAUAUUUUUAAAUUAAUUCCUUCCAAAUGACACUGUCAUCGAAUAUGUAUGAAAAAUAAAUAUUUUUCUGUGCG
Schistosoma margrebowiei is the source of this 2499-nucleotide messenger RNA. Lineage: Eukaryota; Metazoa; Platyhelminthes; Trematoda; Strigeidida; Schistosomatidae. The record is from the annotation of a GenBank genome assembly.